ACUUGGCACCUGCUGUACGCAGACGGAACAAGGUCUGGAAAAUUGAGGAGCGCGGGACGCUUAAUGACAUAAACUGCCGCGCUGACGUCUCUCUUUUUUUUUCUUAGAAGACAGAGAGCCAGGGGACUUUUAACUUAUGUUGCCGAAGAGAAGAAGUAAGACUUAAUUCCAGCCAUGUCAGCUAAUGGGAGCUCAGAGUCCGGCUGCAGGUCAGAGGUCAGACCCACCAAUAACACCUGUUUCCAGAAGGAACUGUCUAUCACUGCAUCUGUAAUCUCGAUGACUGUUGGCAUUUUCUCCAACAGCCUUGCUCUGUUCAUCCUACUUAAAUCCUACAGUGGUGUCCGUAUCAAGUCCAGGGCCUCCUUCCUGCUAUUUGCCAGCAGCCUGGUGAUCACAGAUCUGCUGGGUCACCUCAUUAACGGAUCCCUGGUGAUUUUUGUCUAUAGUGCCGAAAAGAAAUGGGAAACUUUUGAUCCUUAUCAAAUCAUAUGCAGCAUCUUUGGGGCAUGUAUGGUGUUUUUUGGCUUGAGCCCCUUGUUCCUGGGAAGUGCCAUGGCUGUGGAGCGCUGUAUUGGAGUCACCAGGCCUAUCUUCCACUCCACAGUGUUGACUUCGCACCACAUGAAAAGGCUGCUUGGGCUCACCUGGCUGCUUGCUGCCCUGGUUGCUGUGCUGCCCGUAAUGCUGUCGAGGCCCUACAAGGUUCAAAGUUCCAGGAGCUGGUGCUUUUUCCAUAUAGAGGAGACCAAAGACUGGCUGGAUCUGCUCCUGCCACUGUUCUUUUCAUUGCUGGGGCUCCUGGCGCUGCUGCUCUCCAUUGUCUGCAACACGCUAACAAGCUGUGUUCUAAUACAGGCCAAACUGCGCCGCAAGCAUCACUGCAGAAGCACACCUUAUCACAUAGAGAUGAUCUGCCAGCUCUUGGCUAUCAUGCUGGUGUCCUGCAUAUGCUGGGGCCCAUUACUGAUCCAUGUCACCAUUCUGAGUACUAGAGCCACAGACGAGUCUCCGUCUUUUAGCCUGCUGACUAUACGUCUGGCUACGUGGAACCAGAUCCUGGACCCGUGGGUCUACAUCCUCUUGAGGAAGGCUGUCCUGAGGAAAAUCUUCAUGCUGCUUCAGGGCUGUUGCGGCUCAAAAUUUAACACCCUGCACCGGUGGCAGCGCAGUAUGCUCCACAGCUCAGUGGAGACCAGCAGCUCCAGUGCUGACCCGCCUGACUGCCGCUGCCUCAGUAAACUACCUGUGCGUGAUGUUACCAUCAAAUCAAUCACCUGAGCCCUGUCCCGAGUCUUUAACUUGAGAACUCGAAGGUACUGAAAAACAAAAGGAAAUAAAGUCUUUUGGAAUAUUUAAAGGACACCCAGAGCGCUCAUCCUUGAACAAGGCCGAUGUCCGUUUUCCAGUUUUAAAUUGAUCCAGAUCGAGAACAGAAAUUCAUUGGAUUCUUCCUUUGCAUGUGAUCUUCCUCUUUGUAGGGUUUUGUGAAAUUGUGGUUUGGUAGUUUCAACGUAAUCUUACAGACACACUGACAGAAAAGCUACCAACCACACAAUUACACAAACUACACCAUUUUCUUGUAACAUUUGCAAAACGACCACCAUAACUUGUCAGUAUUGUUGUGUAUUAUGGGAUUGACUGUUUGCUCUAAACUUUUAGCUCUGCUUUCUGCAACAAAAUCUGUCUCAAACUGUCACAAGGUUCAGAAUAAAUAACAGUCACUGUUAAGUUGUAGACGUUGUUUUAUUCAUUCUGCCUUUGCAGCUCCAGCCUGUAGACUUGCACUAAUAUUUAUUGAUUGUGUUUGAGUCUUCUUUGACCUUACGUGUGAAUUGUUAAUAUGAUAAGGAUUCCAAUAUAAUGAUUUAAUCAUUUAGCUUACAUGGAUAUGCAUGACAUUUUCUUAUUUCUCUGGAUUCUAGGUGGAGCUGAACACAACAGAGUGUGCAGAAAAAUGUAAUAGACAGAUAGCCAAACAUCUCCACAUUGGUCUUGUCUAUUCCAGAUGUCGUGCUUUGUUCAUGCUGCUGCCAUGCUCUUUUUUUUUUGAGAGAAGAGGCUUCUUCCUGGCAACCCUGGUGUCUUACUUACCCAUGGAAGCAGUAAGGGUGUACUUAGAUUUUCAAAGGACUGUAUAGAGUCCUGUGAAAUCUUUCUUUUUCAUAGGACUGUAUUAAUUGGUACAAGUGUUUUGUAUUGAAAGGCUAGUUGAUGUUUAAAACAAGCUUCUCCCUUUCCCCCCCCCCAGCACAGCAGAAAACUGUCUUGCUGAUUAAAGAAGGAUUACAUUUGUCUAGUUGAGUGUGUGGAAUUUCAGCUUUUUU
This is a messenger RNA of Archocentrus centrarchus (flier cichlid), 2327 nucleotides long. It is a transcript of the gene ptgfr, whose product is annotated as prostaglandin F receptor (FP). The transcript is spliced from 3 exons. Gene Ontology annotation, biological process: inflammatory response; adenylate cyclase-activating G protein-coupled receptor signaling pathway; positive regulation of cytosolic calcium ion concentration. Gene Ontology annotation, molecular function: prostaglandin F receptor activity. The record is from RefSeq and is a predicted model, not a curated record. The coding region runs from base 175 to 1281 and encodes 368 amino acids. NCBI's taxonomy places the organism in Eukaryota, Metazoa, Chordata, Actinopteri, Cichliformes, Cichlidae. Gene Ontology annotation, cellular component: plasma membrane.